Messenger RNA from Anopheles bellator, 3245 nucleotides. RefSeq lists its product as uncharacterized. The record is from RefSeq and is a predicted model, not a curated record. Bases 400 to 774 code for a protein of 124 amino acids. Gene Ontology annotation, molecular function: ion channel inhibitor activity. Gene Ontology annotation, cellular component: extracellular region. The transcript has 3 exons. Lineage: Eukaryota; Metazoa; Arthropoda; Insecta; Diptera; Culicidae.
CGGUGGCUUUCGGAAGCGCGUUCCGCCGAGGUGUGUGUCAACACGAUCCCGUGUGCGUGUCGGUGUGUGUGCACCACGUGCGUUACGUCGGAUCAGCGUUUUGAGUCAGCUCUUUCCUGUGCCCUGUCAGCCCACCACGACGACGACAGCCCCAUUGUCAAUUCAAAACAAACGCCAAGCCUUCCGUAAGAGUGGCUGCGACAAUCUCCGGUGCUCUGGGCCGAUAGCCAAGUGAAGCCACCGUAGGUGCUCCGUUUCCGGUACGGGAAAAUUUUGAAAAUAGCAUUUCAGUUGCGUUGGUAACCUGGGCGCAAAGUGACGGUUAAGUGGUUUCGAAACCAGCAGCGGUUGGUGGUGUGUCGGUUGUGUCUGUGCGUGGAAAACAGCGAAUGAGUCACGAUGAAUAGGUGCACGGUGAGAAGACUGUUGAUCUGCUUGCUGAUCGCGUUCAUCGGCGCAGCGCACGGUGCCAGCAACUACCUGUACGACUCCGACGAACGGUACCAGCCGUCAGCCAUGAACCAACUGGAAGACGAAGCCGAGGAUACCGAACGAGUGAACCUCGCAGACGAUGGAUACCUUGAAAGCUUUCUUCAACCUGGUGCUUCGAAACGAUCUUCGCUCAUCCAAGUCUACCGGAGAGGAUGUAUUCCGCGGGGCGGUAACUGUGACCAUCGACUGAACGAUUGUUGCCACAAAAGCUCCUGCCGCUGCAACCUGUGGGGCUCCAACUGUCGUUGUCAACGGAUGGGUCUUUUCCAGAAAUGGGGAUGAGCGGCGAACGAGCUGGAUCCUUAAAAUCACACUUUCCUGGCUUUUGUUUUUUCUUUCGUUUCAUUUGACGAUCCAUUACGUUACCUUGCUGACUUCGGUCUUUAGUUUAGUAUACUUUAAUGUUGGCCCUUCUAUGGUUUUCAGCCCUUUUAUCCUUUGCUCCGCCCCUCUUUUCGAUUGUUGUACACACGGAUAAACGAUUCAACGGACACGGCAAACAGGACUACGGCACAUGAAUAAGUAAAACCAUCCGGGAAAUCGACACAUUUCGCACACGGCAAAGCGGACUGGAACACUAACGGAAAAUGGAACAAAGCUAACGUUUGUAAAACAGCACGCCAAAACUUUAAGAAAAUACGACCCAGCUGCUCUGGUGGUGAAUUAAGAGUUUUAUACUAGACAGAGAGAGAUAGAACAACGCAAGGCAAACUUCUUACCUAUACCAUAUUUACAUACAUAUAAACGCAUUUAUACAUAGUGCAUACCUGUAUACAUACACCCUUAUGAAUGGAUAUAUCACAUCACGUCUGCUCUUUGGUAAAUACAACGUCUUGACGAUCGGUGUUACCCACGGGUGAAACAACGAGAGCGGUGGCGCAUUGCGCGAUCUGCUCGUACAGGCAUACGAAGAAGUGUCAGUGGUGCAACUGGUUCAACCUAAACGCUUCCUGUUUUUCGCUGUAAACCCUGCAAUUGGCCCGUAUCGGUGGUGAUGGGUACUGUUGCAAUACCGUUCGCUGGCUGGAACUACUACCUACCACUGGCAGGCGACACGUUUAUGAGUGUAUUCUUAAAACCAAAUUCCACAUUUUACCGAUAAGAGUAUUAAAUUACCCAGCUGCUGCUCGAAGGAGAAUGGGGACACUACGGUAGUAGGUUUGGCAGACAGGUCCGAGUGUCUAGCGUUUGAGAAGGCAGUCGUUGCCGUUGCAAGAAGCAGAUUCGAGGCUAGUGUAUUUUAAGGUGUGUAAAGAACCAUAUUCCUCGUUUUGAGUACGCCAGUGUAUUAAAAGAGAUUUAAAAUCGUAGAUAAUGUGAAAACCUUUAAGAAGCAAUGGAGCCCCCAAUACGACAAGAACCGGGACAUGAUUCGCGGGUGGGAUUUGCGGAAGUGCCAAUGUUAAUUUGCUUUGCAACAGAGGGGGUCAUUUCAUUAGCUUCAUUUUUAGAAAUUCAUCCGGAAAGUCCAGCCAACACAAGCUGUUAGGGAAUGCAAUCGAGGGUCCGCUUUUAACACCACCUACUCUGGCACUCUGGAACACUUCAGCACACAUAAAAAUCGAAACAGGAUGUUUUUUUCAUUGAAGGUCAAAAUCAGGAAAUCAAACGUUGGAAUUGGUGCCAAAGGACGAUUUGUGCUUUACAUUCAAGCGCGUGCAUGCGUGUAAAGUAAAACAAUUGUUUAUACAGAUCCGAACACACUCCCGCUUAUUCACUUAAACAAUCAAACACACGAGCAGAGUAUCCGGGUUAGUGCGACGAGGUGCCCAGUCCCACGUAGCAUAAGACCGCGGUGCAGCUAUCCUUCGUGAGCCAUUUAACUACCACCUCCUACCUAUUACCACCAGCCUUCCUUCCGUUGCCAAGUUACACCGUAUUGUCCACGGGCUAAGAGCUAAGUAAUUGAGCACACUUCCGACGCAUAGUGGGGCGUAAAUAAGACGGAGAUUGUCGAGAGCGCAAACAGAACAGAGUAUGUACAGCAAACUACUUGCAAAGCCGCCGCAUUUUAUGCGAAAAAAGCUCUCAAAGACGACGCAGGCCGGCGUAGGGCAUCGGCUCGUUCGAGCCCUACGCAGUUGACCUGUUCCCCUUCGGUCUGGUCCCGUUUUGCAUGUCGCGCCCGGGCUUCUCGGGGGGUUGCCAGACUUCCGGCUUCUGGUGGCGUGCGGUGAACCGUUUCCCAGCCUUUUAAACGACACUAAAAAAUUCACUCCGCAACCAGGACACUCCGGGAUACGCUCGACCGAUUUUGCAAAACCGGCUGCCAACAACGCCAGCAAUAUGACUGGCUGACUGGUCGCCUUUCGAGAACUAUUUUUCGGAUUUAUUGUUUUUGUUUCUGCUGUGUUCGAGGUUCGAGACUCGCAAGCUCGGAAAAUUCCUUCCACGCACUUCUUAUGGCAGCAUCGGUGGGCGAGUGCUUAAUGCGACCCGAACUUAAUCACGAACUCAUCUAGUGUCUAAAAACUAUGAUAAAAAUCUUAGCCCCCCACACAAAGAAAUUUACUAUUCUUGUAAUACCAACUAAAUAUCUAGCCACAGGCCGAGGCUUAGCGGACCUGGGACAACUGUAUCGAGUGUACUACGUACUGUGGUUCGGUUCUGAUUUUAUGUCGCUAGCCUCGAACGGGCUACGAGGAGCAGUGAGCAGUGCAGUAAAAUCGUUAGGGAGAAACAGGACUAUAAAUUUGAAAAAAUAAUAUAAAACUACAAAAAAAAUUAACAAAUGUAAAGUGUGUGGCGACCGG